CUACUUUUAUAUAUUCCCAAAAACCAUUCAGCUUCUUCCACUUCUUCAUCUCUUUCUCCAUCCCUCUAUCUUUUUUUUUUUCUCUCUACUCAGAUAUUCAAAAUCCUAAAAGAUUAUUUAGAGAGAAUGACUAAAAUCUCAGUUGGAUUGCAGCUUGUGACAAGAGAUUCAAAGGAGAAAGUUAGGAACAUAGUGAUCAAAUCUUCACUGAGACUAAACCGAUCCAAUCCAAAUAUCUCGGAGCUUUGUUUCCUCAAAACAUGUCAUCUCUGCAUGAAACACCUCCUCCAAGACAAAGAUGUCUACAUGUACAGAGGAGAUUUGGGAUUUUGUAGCAAAGAGUGCAGAGAAAGUCAGAUUUUGAUUGAUGAUAGAAAAGAAUUAGAGGCUUCGACGAAGAUGAUGUUGGCUUCUUACAGACGCUGUAACUCCGGCGCUGGGAAAAGCGAGUCUCGGAAUCUGUUUAAUGAUCUCCGGCCACGACGCCAAUUAUUUAUUGUCCCUUGAGGCCGCUCGAAGUAAUCACUAAUUAUAGUUUUGUUUUUGGUUAAAACGCCUUAUUCAGUUAUUAGUAAAAGAAAGAGAUAUGUUGAUUUGAUUGUAUCUCCGUUGUCACUUUAUAAAAUUAAAUGUUAAUUGGAUUUGUUUA
Molecule: messenger RNA, 649 nt
Organism: Camelina sativa (false flax)
Lineage: Eukaryota; Viridiplantae; Streptophyta; Magnoliopsida; Brassicales; Brassicaceae
Product: FCS-Like Zinc finger 17
Source: RefSeq, a predicted model, not a curated record